Messenger RNA from Canariomyces notabilis, 923 nucleotides. Its product is annotated as sterol-binding-like protein. Gene Ontology annotation, cellular component: cytosol. The coding region runs from base 43 to 423 and encodes 126 amino acids. The transcript is spliced from 3 exons. Lineage: Eukaryota; Fungi; Ascomycota; Sordariomycetes; Sordariales; Chaetomiaceae. The record is from RefSeq and is a predicted model, not a curated record.
AAAAAACCGUUUCCCUUUCCAACGCCAUAAAACACCUUCAUAAUGUCUCUCAAGAACGACAAGUUCCCCUCCUCGGCGGCUUUCGACGAGAUCAACAACGCCCUGAACGCCAGCGAAGCCGAUCGCAAGGACGCCAUCAAGCAGGGCAACGCUGUCUUCGCCUUUGUGCUCAAAAACGCCGCCGGCGAGACAGACAACUGGCACAUUGAUCUCAAGAACAAGGGCGCUGUUGGCAAGGGCCUCGGGGACAAGCCUAAUGUUACGCUCACGCUCUCCGACUCCGAUUUUGGCGCCCUCGUUGCCGGCAAGGCCAACGCCCAGCGGUUAUUCAUGUCCGGGAAGCUCAAGAUCAAGGGCGAUGUCAUGAAGGCAACGAAGCUCGAUCCCAUUCUCAAGAAGGCUCAGACCAAGGCCAAGCUCUGAUGAAUUGGAGAUGUGUGGAUCGUGGAAACUUUGAUGACACUGGAUAAUGAUGCGCUGUACAAUAUAUUUCCUUCGUCUUGGGUUGAACCUGGCCAUUUUAUGAGCAUGCGGUAUCACUUGGCUCAUAGGAGGCUGUUUGUGCAUGUUCGGGAUACCGGUGCGGUCAGGUUGGGGACUUUGCAUGGGGUCAGUGUGUGAGGUCUUGCUGCUCUUUGGCUAGACGUCGACUAAGUCGAGUGAGGAUGAGGACACUUUUCUCAUUGUCCCGCGGUACUGUACUGUACAUGGUAACUGUUAGUGAAGGCAAGAUUUUGCACCUAAAAAUCGGCCUCUUGACUAUCCUUCUUAACGAUUUGACGGAGUGUACUGUACAGGUAGCUUGAUGCCAUUGAGUGAUCCUAGACCCGGCGUUUCCCCCGCGUGGUCAAGCAAGGAACUACCGGUACUUCGUACAGCUUCCGAGUUGUUAUGUCAAAUGGAUGCUCUAUCUCUAUCACGUU